UCUCAUUAGCAUAAUAAAGCAGCGGGCAACGACCUGGGACCGAAGCAAAAUGGCGUCUCUUGUGACGGAAGACUGCGAGGGGAUUUUUAACGAUCGCGAAGAGGGGCUAGAUGAAGUCGACGGCGCUCCUGCAAGCUACGGGACGAGGGGGAUCUACCUCGGGAAGGAUGCCGACAUCCCGCCCAAGUAUUUUCUGCACAAGAUCUUCUCUCCUUUCAGCGAGGGGAUGCAGAGUUUCCAGCGCCAAAACUCAAAACCGCCAAAACUCAAGUUGCUUCACAAAGACUGGGGCCAUACCAUGUCGCCCACGGUUGCGGGGGAGGGCAGGUUGGGGCUGGUGUGCUUGGAGCCCCUGGGGCCCCUGACUCUGAAUGAGGACCAUGCAAAGAAGGUCGCAGAAACCAUCAUGAGCCAGGCAAAGGAUGUAAAAUGUGAACCAAUCAGAUGGAACCCCACCAACCUGCUGUACCUGUUCAAGGACAACGAGGCGUACCUUGACCUUGGGAAGGCCUUCAGCAAUGGGCAGCUGGACGAGGUCAUGGGGUUCAAGGUCAUCAAGAUAGAACCGGCGAUGUUUGUGAACCCACCCAAGUGUCUGGUGGAGGCUGAGGCAGCUGCAGGACAGGGGGAGGAACUACAGGGGGCGCUGCUACACGUCAUCAAACCCUUCUCAGGUGCCUUCCCCUUCCUGACGGUAAGAGAAGCCAACUCCACGGACAACGGCGCGGCGGCCGGUAACAACCGCGAGGAGGGACCCCCUGCGAAGAACCGGCGUACGGAGGACGUCGUGCCGCCGAUCUCCGUCACGCUCUCCUUCCCGGGGAACAUGCAAUCCCGCGCCGCGCAGGUCACCGACAGGCUUGGGUCAUCCCCAUGGAAACGGGUGAACUUUCCCGACCAAUCAGAGACCGACCCCGCGUUCUACGUCGACGAGCGGAACAGGCUUCCCGCGGUUGGCGUGGCAACAGGCGCGACCUCCGCGGGGGUCAUGGUGUCGGUUUUCGUGCAGGAGGAGGCGAAGUUCGCGGAGAUGGCGGAAUUCUACGCGAAAGUCCUCGGAACCGACGCGAUGGAGAGAAUCACAAAGGAAGGUCAGUCCAAGGUCAGCCUGUUCCCGCUGUCGCCGCGGGCGGAGUUUUACGUGAUCCGUCAGCCAGGGCUGAACCUAAGGACGGCUUCGAACUUGACCUUGUACUUCCAGGUGUCGGGUUUCACGCUGCCCGGCAGGCGGGUCGGCGACGACCACCUGGAGGUCACCGACCCAGAGGGCAACAAGGUCAUGCUCUUCACCGUCGGGAAGUAGUACGCGGGGAGCUACACCAAAAAACAUUUGUGAGGGGGAGGGAGGAAUGUCAGACCAAGGGAGCAUUUUUAAGAAGAAAAUAUUGUGAGGAUUUAGAAAAAAAGACCAAGGAGGAAAAAAUAAAUAAGAAGAGGACCAAGGAUUGCAUCACCAAAUUGCUUAGACAACCAUGUGGAACUGUCGGACCAAAAAAGAAACAGUCAGGCUUUUUUAGUUGUAACAGUAGUAGUAUAGAGGGAGCAGGACAACUGUGUGUUGUGAGGGGGAGGGAGGGCGAACUGGGAGCAAUACACUGAUGACCAACUAUCAUGUAGCAAACUAGCCAACAUUUUUUGGAGGGGGGGUCAUUGAUGUCCUAAAGAUUAGAAUUUGUCUUACGAAACCUGUGUCAAGUGUGUAUACAUAGUUUUAGCUACCAUGGAGAACAUGGUUUUUAGUGCAAUUAGUGAUUUUGAUAUUUCAAGGAACAAUCACAAUGUUAGUGUGUUAAGAUUAGUAGGGAAUUACCAACCAUGCAACCUUGAAUUUGUAAGUUUGCUAAAUCAGUGUAGAAAUGUUUUUGUGUUAAACAUUUAAGAACCCAUUGUCCUAUUAUGCAAAAAGAUACCUUUAUGCAAACAUUUGUGAUGAGAUUUAGAGUAGGAAGAUUCCUAUUUCUACUGGCAAUAGUGAAAUAGUUCUCUGUACGAAGUCACUACUUUGUUCAUUGUUCUAAAAAAAACUUUAAAAGAGUUGUAAAACUUCCCUUCUUGCAGGUCAUUUUACUUGCAGAAAAGAAGUAUAUCAUUGUCAAGCCCUGCAGUUAAGUAGUUUAUGUGAGCCAAAAAAUCUCAAAUUUUUGUAAUAUGGAUAGUGAAGUUUUGGUUGUCAUGGAUGAUAUGGUCUCACAAAUUGAAAGGAAAUGUUUAUACUAUAAACAUAAGUUAUAGCAUAAAGUUGUUGUGUUUGUGGCAGCUAUGAUUAAUUCAGGCCACUCCUAUGUUCUACACUUUCUGCAAACUUGCCACAAGCAUUACUUUCCAGCAUUAACUUUAAUAUACAUAUACAUUUUUUGUAGUUUGUGCAAUCUGAGACAACUUUUCUUUCCUCCAUGUAUCAUGUAGUCUGUGUAACGCAAACUCUGCUGUCCGCGGCUUUAGUGGCCGGCUGGAUGUUGGGCGACUGCCAACCGUAAAGCAAUUUAAUCAGGCUAAGCAUCAUGUAAUAAGGAAGGCUAUUGAUUGAUUGAAAAGUAACAUGCAACAUUGAACAGCUUCCUUAUACUUAGUAUACUGUGUAAUAUAGCUGCAUACAACUUGUGUUUUUGGCCAGACCUGUAAGGGUGGAGCUUUUUAUUCCCCCAGAUGUACAAAGUACAAGUCCACGGUAGCAGUGUAAGAUACCAUGUAUAUAAUGGAACAUGAACACAAACAAAGUGACUUGUUACUUAGAGGUAAAUUCAUGCUGUUUUAAAAUAUGCAGACACUGUAAAAUAGGAUGUACUUGUAAGUCUGAACAGUACAUUGUCAACUGGCAAAAUUUCUUACAAGAGAAUUGUUUGAAAGCACUCUGCAGACUUAUGAAAUCGUCCCUAUGUUAUAAGGCCAACUCAGCAGCUCUGAUGUUUUUAAGUUUUUUGUAGCUCAUCUAUGUGUGUUUCUACUUUCUAAUGCAAUAGAAACUGCCUAGAAACUGCAAUGAUGACAUUAGGACUUUUAUACAAUGUAUAUGGAAAGUUGGCAAAGCCAUUUGGUUGAAAAAGGUACAUUCCAUGAUUUAUACUUAACAGUGGAUUUGAUUUUGAACUGAUGAAAAUUCCUCAGAUAUAUGCAUGGUGCGAAAUGAUGUUUUGAAAAAAUGGCCCCAAAACAAAUGAAUGUCAGGAAAGACAAAUCAAACUUUAUCAUUUCCAAUGAAAAGAGGAAACUUGGAUUAUGGUAUGAAGUACUUUAAAAAUUGUAAAUAUUCAGGUCUUUGCUUUUGUUUCAAUUAUUGUGUAGAUUUUGUAUGUCAUUUUUAAAUAGAGCGUGUGUUUUUUCCUAGAUGAAAUUUUGUCAAUGUUGCUACUUUUUGUGCACAGUCCUACAUGUAUGUGAUAUAUUAGCCAUGUAAAAAUGUGGUUCAGUUUUUUUUCUACCCACUCCAGAAUAGGAAAUGGAAGACUAUAACCUGAAGUGUGUGUAGUGUUAGUAGGAGACUCCGCCUGUACAAUAAACACUGGAUAUUCCUACAUUUAGGAACAUCUCAUCA
Molecule: messenger RNA, 3532 nt
Organism: Branchiostoma belcheri (Belcher's lancelet)
Lineage: Eukaryota; Metazoa; Chordata; Leptocardii; Amphioxiformes; Branchiostomatidae
Exons: 5
Coding region: 50-1303 (417 amino acids)
Source: RefSeq, a predicted model, not a curated record